Rasamsonia emersonii CBS 393.64 is the source of this 1737-nucleotide messenger RNA. RefSeq names its product RNA 3'-terminal phosphate cyclase. The transcript has a single exon. Gene Ontology annotation, molecular function: RNA-3'-phosphate cyclase activity. The record is from RefSeq and is a predicted model, not a curated record. Lineage: Eukaryota; Fungi; Ascomycota; Eurotiomycetes; Eurotiales; Trichocomaceae. Gene Ontology annotation, biological process: RNA processing. The coding region runs from base 1 to 1737 and encodes 578 amino acids. Gene Ontology annotation, cellular component: nucleus.
AUGGCCCGUUCAAAAGGUCAGAAGAGCAAAAGGCCAGAGACUCCAGAACGCGAUCGACCCGCAGAAGCAGCAGAAGCAGCAGCACGGACAAUCCAUCUCGAUGGGAAAACCCUUGAAGGUGGGGGGCAACUCGUUCGCAAUGCCCUCGCUCUGUCGGCGCUGACUGCCAAGCCCAUCACCAUCACAAACAUUCGAGGAAACCGACGGGGAAAGACUGGACUGAAGGGAUCGCAUGCUGCAGCAGUCAAAUCGCUCGUCGAGACGUGUGGAGGCGAGGUCACUGGUGGAGAGAUAGGGUCGACUACGUUGACAUUUUUCCCUCGAGGCAGAAGCGCAGUGGACGACGAUGGUGAUCAGCUAUCUCUUGCAUUUACUCACCCCUGGAGUGGCCAGCCACCAAUUCGACCUGAAUACAACAUCCGCUUGUCCACUGCUGGGUCGAUUUUCCUCAUCUUCCAGGCGUUGUAUCCCUACCUGCUGCAUGCCAGCAGCUUUGGAUCUGUGGGACCUGUGAGGUUGAACAUCACUGGGGGCACCAAUGUCUCAUGCGCUCCUUCGUAUGAUUAUGAGAAGCAAGUCUUUGUUCCAAACCUGCAGAGACUAGGAUUUCCCCGGUUGUCUGUCAAUCUCCGCGAUCGUGGCUGGUCAACAGGUCCUAUGAAUUUGGGCACCGUGACGUUUACUAUCCACCCGCUAGGAUCUGAUAAGGCAACAGAGUCACAGACUGACGCACAACCGGAUGGCCCUAACGGGGUUGAUGGAACUGCGACAGAGGAAGAACAAAAGAGAGAGGUGGAUGGAGAAUAUUCUCCAUCUCAAUCCCGAUUUCCUCUGUUAAAUUUGGGUCAUUACAGAAGGGGGAAAAUCACAAAAGUCGAUAUCACAAUUCUGGCACCAGACACUUCUCUGAGAGGUCGAGAAUUUCGCGGUGAUAGGAAAAGAGAAAGAAAAGACAAGAGAAGGUCUCAUGAAUCGAGACAAUACGAUAGUUCGGGGAAUACAGAGCAUCUAGAGUCCGACGAAUCGGCUGAAUGGGAUGAAAGAUCUCCCGAGUCAAUGACUGUGCGAGAAUAUCUCGAGGAAAAGGCCCUCAAGGCUGUUGCUCGCGCGCUAAAGCGUCUCCCAGAGAGUGUGAUUCCAAGGCGGUCGAGCUCAAAUGACUCUCACGUUGACGGCGAUUCAUCAAAUGCAGACACAGGCAUCAGUAUCCCAAUUAAAACGCACACCUCAGAAACUACGCAUCAUCAUACCCAUCUUUAUAUCCUAUUGGUGGCCCAUACAUCCAACGGCUUUAAACUGGGCAGAGACGCACUGUUUGAAGGGUUCGGGAAGCGAGGCCGAAGGACCACAGGCAAGCAUGGUCAGGAAAACCGGAAUUCUAACGGCGGUUCUGGGGGCAGCAGCGUGCUCGACGAGCUUGUCGAGCGAUGUGUGGAAGGAUUUGUCGAAGAACUACACCCAGACGAAUUACCUCAGGGAGCAGACGAUGGCCAGAAGAGAAAGAAACAUAAGCCUUGCGUGGAUGCUUUCAUGCGAGAUCAGCUCGUCAUUUUCGAGGCGUUGGGAAGGGUACAGAGUCGAGAGAAAGCAGAUGGAGACGUUGCUGUAUCUGAUGGCAAGGACAAGGCAGACGAAGAAGCGAAAGAUGAGGAUGAGGACGAGAGGUACUGGAGUCUUCACACGCAGACAGCUCGGUGGGUAUGUGAGAAGAUUCUUGGAGAGGAUAUCUGGUUGUAG